This is a messenger RNA of Scomber japonicus (chub mackerel), 1913 nucleotides long. RefSeq names its product cytochrome P450 3A40-like. The transcript has 12 exons. The record is from RefSeq and is a predicted model, not a curated record. Bases 84 to 1691 code for a protein of 535 amino acids. Gene Ontology annotation, molecular function: heme binding; oxidoreductase activity, acting on paired donors, with incorporation or reduction of molecular oxygen, reduced flavin or flavoprotein as one donor, and incorporation of one atom of oxygen; iron ion binding. Lineage: Eukaryota; Metazoa; Chordata; Actinopteri; Scombriformes; Scombridae.
AUAAAAGCCUUCAAACAUUAUUUGGGGUAUCACAGAAACUUUUGUCGCCGUCGUUAGACAGAAGAAAGAGAAAACGUGCAGAGAUGGGCUACUUUCCAUAUUUCUCAGCCGAAACGUGGACCAUUCUGGUGUCCCUCAUCACACUGAUCUUGGUGUAUGCCUACUGGCCAUAUGGAGUAUUUAAGAAAUUAGGCAUCCCUGGUCCCAAACCAGUCCCCUUUUUCGGUACUAUGUUGGCCUACAGAAAGGGAUUCACUAACUUUGAUCAGGACUGCUUCAAUAAAUUUGGAAAAACAUGGGGCAUUUUUGAUGGUCGUCAGCCUGUGCUGUGUGUAACAGAUCCUGCCAUGAUCAAAACCGUUCUGAUAAAGGAGUGUUACUCUUUCUUCACCAACCGCAGAGUAUGCAUACACACUAUUCUAUACAACUCAGUCUUAUUCAGUCACUCAUUAUGGUCGCUGUUUUUAUGCAGAUGUUUUAUAAUUCCCCUACAGAAUACCCGCCUGAACGGGCCUCUGUACGAUGCUGUGUCCAUCGCUGAGGAUGAUCAUUGGAAGAGGAUUCGCAGUAUCCUUUCUCCCUCUUUCACCUCUGGAAGACUGAAGGAGAUGUUUGACAUAAUGAAGCACCACUCUGCUAACCUGGUCAGCAACAUGAAAAAGAAAGCUGACAAAGAUGAAUCAUUGGACUUGAAGGAGUUCUUUGGUCCCUACAGUAUGGAUGUAGUAGCCAGCACUGCCUUCAGUGUAGACAUAGACUCACUCAACAACCCCGCAGACCCCUUUGUCACUAACAUCAAGAAGUUGCUGAAGUUUAACUUGCUGAACCCCCUCAUCCUCAUUGUUGCCUUCUUCCCCUUCAUGGGUCCUGUACUUGAGAAGAUGGGAUUUUCUUUUUUCCCAUCGUCUGUCACAGACUUCUUCUACGCUGCACUGCAGAAGAUUAAAUCUAAUCGAGAAAACAGCAAGCAAAAGAGUCGGGUGGAUUUCCUUCAGCUGAUGAUUGACUCCCAGAAAAACAAUGACUCCAGUGGCGGAGCACAGGAUAAAGGUUUAAAUGAUCACGAAAUCCUUUCUCAAGCUAUGAUUUUCCUCUUUGCUGGGUAUGAAACAAGCAGCAGUUCUCUCACUUUCUUGGCCUACAAUCUGGCUAGAAACCCCCAUAUCAUGAAACGGCUGCAGGAGGAGGUAGACUCCACCUUCCCAAACAAGGCUCCUGUCCAGUACCAGGAACUGAUGCAGAUGGAGUACCUCGACAACGUCAUUAACGAGUCUCUGCGUUUGUACCCCAUUGUGGCACGUGUGGAGCGCGUUGCCAAGGCAUCUGUGGAGAUAAAUGGCAUUGUGAUUCCAAAAGAUAUGGUUGUCAUGGUACCCACAUGGCCCCUGCACCAGGAUCCUGACGUGUGGCCCGAACCAGAGGAGUUCAAACCAGAGAGGUUCAGUAAGGAAAACAAGCAGACUAUUGACCCGUACACGUACAUGCCUUUUGGAGCGGGGCCAAGGAACUGCAUUGGGAUGCGAUUUGCUCUUGUGAUGAUGAAACUAGCAGUGGUGGAGAUCCUGCAGAGGUUCAGCUUCCGUAUGUGUAAGGAGACAGAGGUGCCCUUGGAAAUGGAUGCCCAGGGCCUGCUGGCGCCAAAACGACCCAUCAAAUUGAUGCUGGAGGCACGUUCUGAGCAGUCAAACUAAAUAACCAACAAGAUAAAGGAUUAUAAUUUCAGUUGUAUUCUACACAGACAUAUAAUCUAUAAAACUAUUUGAACAUUAUUACUGUUUCAUUAUGCUAUCACUUGUCUGUACCUCUGUGUAUUUAGUAUUUCUGUUCUUAUUUCUCUUUUAAUUUUUUUACCAAAACUAAACCAAGUGUCAAACACAUAAUCUCUCUUGCUUUUGUCAACAAUAAAGCACUUU